Molecule: messenger RNA, 375 nt
Organism: Colletotrichum spaethianum
Lineage: Eukaryota; Fungi; Ascomycota; Sordariomycetes; Glomerellales; Glomerellaceae
Exons: 3
Coding region: 1-375 (124 amino acids)
Source: RefSeq, a predicted model, not a curated record
AUGCCCAUACAGACUUCGCAAUCCGAUACGAUUCAACUUCCUAGGACACACAUCAUCAAGGACCACAAGAAAUCCAGCAAUGCCCAUCUGUUUCAAUGCCCGCGCUGCGAGAAAGGCUUUCCAGAUCCUGCUGCUUUCAGGGAACAUUUGAUGCUCCCGAAAGAUCAGAUGUGCGACCCCACGUCUGAAGAAAGUUCUACAGGCGCCGACGUAGAAGAUGGUCUCACGGCUGCCAGAGCGCGAGAUCUUUCCUACAAGGUAACGAACGAGGGGUUAAAGUCCUGGGACGACCUCUGGCGAUGGCUCUUCCCAUCCGAUAAGGUGGCGCUACGGCCUGGUAGAGCAGGAGGUGUUCGCAAGCAGCAAUAUGUCUAG